Molecule: messenger RNA, 3584 nt
Organism: Sebastes umbrosus (honeycomb rockfish)
Lineage: Eukaryota; Metazoa; Chordata; Actinopteri; Perciformes; Sebastidae
Gene: notchl
Product: notch receptor, like
Exons: 11
Coding region: 559-2943 (794 amino acids)
Biological process (GO): cell differentiation; Notch signaling pathway; multicellular organism development
Cellular component (GO): membrane
Molecular function (GO): protein binding
Source: RefSeq, a predicted model, not a curated record
UCUGUUAUUUGUUCUUAUUUAAUCACAGUCAAGUUUUUUGGACUCGGCAGCUGGACAAAACAGAUUCUUUGUAAAGGUCAAUUUCAAAACCACGGCGUCCCCUCACACCCUUUGUACACAUUGAAAUAACGGCUCACAUAUCCCAGACUGUGUGUGCUACAAAUACGCACACACACACACACACACACACACACACACACACACACACAUGCACAUACGGUCAUCACCCUCCUAUUCUUCUCCACACAGUGGCAGGAAGUUGUCCAGAUAUCCGCAGGGCCUCUGAAAAAAGAGCGAGGGAACAAAGUGGGCUGGGUGGUGGUCGGUGUUGGAAGGUGUUGGUGGCGGCGGCGGCAGUGGCGGUGAUGGGAUUGGGCAACUUCACUCAGAGUUAACUGUUGGUUGUGAACAGCAGGGCUACAGCUACACCACAGAGCUACAGAUUAACAACAGUGUAAAACAACCGAGUCACAGCUGCAGCUCCCGGAGAUCAGAGGCAGGUUUAUCAAACAGCUGGACUGGAUUGUUAAAGACCCGCAGCUGCUGAACAACCUGAAGAUGUUGGCUCUGAGGACGUUUCUUCUGCUGGGACUGAGCUGGACAUGUCAAGCUGCGUCCAGUGAUCCGUGGGGUCAGUGUCCAGUCAUCAGAAAGACAACAUGCAAGGACAAGUUUGGAGACGGGUCAUGUGACAGAGAGUGUAUAGAGUCCGAGUGCCUCAGAGACGGCUUCGACUGCGUGAAGGACAGGGGAUACUGCAAUCCGGGCCACAUCCAGUACUGCCGCGAUCACUACGCCAACUCCCACUGCGAGCAGGGAUGCGACAGCGCCCCCUGUGGAUGGGACGGCAGUGACUGCUUCACACACCAGAGCCCCCUGUGGGCCAAGGGCACCCUGGUCGUUCACGCCAACCUCCCACAACAACGUGGAGCCUUCUCCAACAGCUCCCUGCUCUGGGCGCUCAGCGUCCUCCUCCAGUCGCCACUCAAACUCAGAGGAUCCGCCCCUUUCUCCACUAACAACAACUUGUUUGACUUCAACGCUCAGCAGCUCGAGAACCUGCCGGCUCAGGCAUCUGCGGCUGACUCAGAUGGCUCCGUCCUUUUCCUCCAAGUGGACAACAGGCCAUGCACCCGUGUGCCCUAUACCUGUUUCCACUAUGCCACUGAGGCAGCCAGCUUCCUGCGUGCCGUAAUGUUGCUAAAGCCCGGCUCGUUCCCCACCCUCCUGGAGCUGAAGGCCGUCGUCAGUAUUAGGGGUUACCGAGAUGAAAUAGGAAGCAGAGAGGAGGAAGCGGUUAAAAAGGAAGUCAAAGAGCCGACCCCUGCUUGGCUAUGGGCCGUGAUUGCCGUAGCGAUUGGCCUGCUGCUGGUGCUGGCUCUGGUGGUGUUCCUGGUGGUGAGGAGGGUGAGGCAGCAGCGGGCGGAGAGGGACGGUGGUAGCAGGGUGAGACACCGGUCCACGGUCACAGACAAUGACCCCAAAUCCAAGGCCUUGACGCCGCACGCCGCCCACCAAGAGCAGAGGGUCAGGUCCAGCAGAGAGAAGGAGAAGAUCAGCUUGAGGAAAAAGAAGAAAGCGAAGGAGGCGGAGAAGAAGAGAAGGAGGGAACCGCUGGGGGAGGACGCCAUUCGAAUGCGACCUCUCAAAAGGGACCAGGAUAUAGGAAGUGACACAGACUUUACCCAGAGCUCAAUGGAAGACAUCAACGCGAGAUGCUCCAGGCGACAGGAGGACGCCUCCAUUUGUGACCACAGGAGCCAGGAACAGAAACACUACCGGGCUGGAACCUCGCAGCCCCGCAGACCUGUCCAACCUCCACCUAGAGGAUGGGAGAGAAACGCCAUGCCUCCUCCUCUGCUCAGUCCUCCUCAGCAGUCGGCAGAGUGGUGUGGCCCGGACGGGUCUGUGGUUCUGAUCCGAGCGGUGCGUAGCGGGCUGGACAGAGUGGUCCUGGAGCUGCUGCGAGCAGGAGUGCCAGUCAACAACACUGAUCAUACUGGGAGAUCAGCCCUGCACUGGGCCUGCUCAGUAAACCACCUCUCCCUAACAAGGACCCUCAUUCGCUACGGGGCCGCUGUGGACCUGCAGGACAACAAGGGCGAGACGGCGCUCUUCCUCUCCGCCAUCCACGGUUGCUAUGACACGGCCAGACUCCUCCUCCUUCAUGGCGCCAACCUCGAGCUGCACGAUCGGAGAGGACGUCGUCCGACGGACGGGGCCAGAGAGGGCAUUCAUCACCAGGUCCUGGAACUCCUAUUGGCUCACCAAAUUCAAAGAGGGCCCGUUCCCGUCGACUCGGCCAAUGACAUGAUGUGGGAGGAGCGCGCUCUGAUGUACUCGCCGUGGGUCGGAUCACAAGGGCUGCCUGGAAGAAGUGCCUCCUUCUCUGGGAUCAUAGGGCAUCGAGAUAUGACCCCACCUCCACAAAAUGAUUGGUCGAUGAGCCGAGUGCAGUACCCCUCCCCUCAGAACUGGCGACCACAGCUCAACCAAUCAGCAACAGCGCUGGUCCCUCCGAGAGUCAUGGGCCGCUCCCCUCGGCCAAUCAGCACCCUACAGGAGGUGACCUCAGAAGACGAGGAUCGCGAUAGGCAUCAGGAAGUCCCCAGGGCUGCGACACCUCACUUCCUGUCGCCCCAGCCUGCCCCUCGGCAGCGUUCCUUUUCCUGCACCCAGCAUGCAUUGCAGCGUCGCUCCGGUGGCCACCAGCCAGAGCCCAAUUAUGUUAUUGUGACAGACAGAACGGCCAACGAGCCCAUAGAAAGAGUGGUUGUUUUACCUCCCACAGAUGCUGCCGUCCAAUCAGAUCGCCAGCCGGCGGUACACGGUGACCAUCCCAGCAGAGCAGAACAGGUAGCGGUGAGUUCAGCUAAUUCAGAGCAGAAAUCCAGAGGUGAGAGGUUAAACAACGCUCCCGACUCCACGCAAACAGCCUUGUAGAGAAACCAGCAACACAACUUCAGCUGCUUCUCCAUUCAGCCCAUAAGAAUAGCAUCGAAGAACACGUGAAGAUAAUGCCUUACAAUGUUGUAUUGAUAGAGAGGCUCUGAGUUUUAGUUUGGCAUUAGGUGUAUUUUGUUGUUAAGCCCAAUGCAAAGCAGACGGCUUACAAAGCUGGAGGGCGUCCAACCUUGAUUUACUCUAAUUUUGGGACCUGAAUUAUUAUCCAAUAUGCAUCUGAUGGGUGUCUCCUGACAGAUUUGCUUGUUAGAUUACUUAUUUGUUACAUUCCUGUCAAAUUAAUACACAGCAGCGCUUCUCAACCUCCCCAGUUUUCACUCAGCUUUGCCUAAAUUAUUAUUAUUAUUAUAUUUUUUACUAGGGAGGGGGAUAUUGUUCCUUGUAAAUGUUCUGCUACGUGGUAAAGUCAAAUAAAGCAACAUGUCUGAGAUGAAUGUCAGUGAUGAAAAUCAUAGUCAACAUCUUGUGAAACUUGUUGUCCAAUAUUGUAAUAUAUCUACAUUGUCUUGACAUUUAUUCUGUUUAUUGCGACAACAAUCGGAGAGAAAUUAGUAAAAGAAACAUGGUUGCACAAAGAUGUCAGACUCCUGCUGAUGCAAUAAAGUGACCUUUCAUGCAAA